This is a messenger RNA of Capronia coronata CBS 617.96, 4170 nucleotides long. RefSeq lists its product as uncharacterized. Gene Ontology annotation, biological process: regulation of transcription by RNA polymerase II. Lineage: Eukaryota; Fungi; Ascomycota; Eurotiomycetes; Chaetothyriales; Herpotrichiellaceae. The record is from RefSeq and is a predicted model, not a curated record. The transcript is spliced from 2 exons. Gene Ontology annotation, molecular function: transcription coregulator activity. Gene Ontology annotation, cellular component: mediator complex. Bases 1 to 4170 code for a protein of 1389 amino acids.
AUGACAUCCGCCCUUGACUUCCCGAACAAUUGCUCCACCAAUGUCUACACUCUUAACGAUUUCGGCGAGAUUGCAUAUAUUGUUUGUUCAGUAGCAACACGAGCAUCACACGACACUGCAUCAUGGAGCUUGACGCCUGAGAACAUUAUUGAUCGACUUCGCAGAACAGAGCGUCAGUUCCGUGAGGCCUCCAUUCUUGCGGCGCUGGAUGUUGAAGCCCACCAGCUAUUUACCUUCUACAAGAAGGUGGAUAUCGCCAAUGCCAAAGAUCAGAAAGCCUUGUUGAGCAAGUUUGGCUUCGUCCUCCGUAGCAAUACUUGCACUAUAGCCUACAAGACGGCCGCACGCCUACCGGAUCUGAUAAAACCCGAGCAUGCUCGCUUGUACCGGCUCUUUACCACUGCGGUUGUCUCAAGCAUCAAGCUUCUGCCUAAUGGCGAUUCUGCUCUCCAGCCUGUGGGACUGAACAUCUACUUGGUUGAACGAGCAGCAUCCGAGGGACUAACCCAUAUCGAGUCGAUAAGGAAGUGGGAUCUUUAUCGCAUUGACUUGCACGUCAUUCCAAGCGGCCAUGUCAUCCUGACCAUCGUCAGGGACGAGCAGGUUUCCUUUGUUAGGAUGCUGGAACUCGGCCAGGAUUCCAUUCGACUUCAACACCUCACCCAAGAGCCCACAGCAGUAUAUCUUGCACCAGUCGGUCGAAUUGCACGGUUAAUCGGACCAGGCGUCGAGACCGAUCUUGGGCAUACUGCCACUAAUCCUGGGGACGUGGUCAACGGAGUCAGGACCUUAGAUGUGCGGAAGGAAUUGUGGAAGGAGCUUCUUCCAGCAUGGUUGAAAGAAAACAUGAACAUGGCCUUCGAUGAUAAAGAACUGCCUUGGAUUCAUGUAGAACUCCCAGUGCAGCAGGUUGAAGGAAACUCAACCGCUGUUGAGAACGAUUCCAAAUCAGAUGACGCCUACGAAGACUCCAUCAUCUGGAGGCCGGUAUUCUGGCCAGCGAAACUUUCUUUUGUCAUCAAUGGUGACAAACACAACGGCACCAGUACGCCUAGUGGCGGGGAAGACCCCAUGCAGUUCGUGCAAGAUUGGCUGACUGGCCCCGGCAAAAGACCUGGGUCUACCAUCAAGGGUGAGCGGACUAAUCCUGACGCCAUGGAAGACGAUGAUGAACCUCUCUUCGUUGAAGAUGGUGCAUUUGGUGACCCAGAGCAAUUCCAGUCCUUUGGGCCUCCAGCCUUUUCCAGCAGCCAGGCCAUCUAUCCUACACCUCCUGAUGCUGUGAUGACGCAUCCUACUCCUGGUCUAUCUUCCUUGGAUGCAAUUGCGAUGACCCCGGCUAACAUUGCCCGGAGGCCGUCCGAGAUGGCGCAGCCGCAAGAUUCAGAGAUGCAUGACUUCGAAGAGGGGCCCGGGCCUGGCGGUCUUUCUAGAUUCUAUGAUGAAGAUCUUUUUGAAGAAAUGCCUGAUGAUCAUUUUGGUCAAGAAGUCAACGGCGACGAACCGAAUUGGGACUUCUUCGACCGGCCUGGUGUUGAUAGCAGAUCCACUCCGAUGGCGACUACGAAUCGAAGCGAGAUGUUUGCAACUUCGACGGGCUUACAAGAGGGUGCGAUGGAAUCAAGGUUUCGAUCGGUUAACGACGAUGACGUGAUGCCAUUGGAGCAUCGAAGCAACAGCCCUGGUGACAUAGGCCCGGUCAGUACGAUCAAGAUGCCGGAGGGGGAAAUGGAAAACCAAGAAAUUACGCCCAACGCAGAGAAGAGAAGAAGUUUUCCCCACAGAUCCAAUAACAAAGAAUCUCCCCAAACGUCUCCGCGAUUCCAAGGCUCUGGAGCAGGUCACAAUGGUGAAGAGGAGGCUCAAUCUCCUAAAAUUAGCUCCAGGCGGCGGUCCAGCUUCUACGGAGCUAUACGCCAGGCGUCAACAAUUUCUGAUCGGGACAGCAAAUAUACCGCGGAUGGAGAUUACUGGUUUGAUCCGAAUCCCGCAGCCUACCAGUCCAAGCCCUUAUCUACGCCGAAGACGAUAUUUCAAAGGCCUUCCUCAAGCCCCUCCGAGAGUGACAGCUCUCUUGACAGUCCAAACUCUUCAUCGCCCGCUGAUUACUACGGAUCGGAUUCUGCUGCCUUGCCUAGACAAUGGAUUGAGUAUGAAACACAAUCACAGGACACAAUCAACAAUCUUGACGAGAGAAUAGGAGGUUCGCCCAGCCAGGAAGUUCAAGACCUUCUCAGCUUGUUGAAGCCUGGGCUAAUAGAGCCUCCUUCCAUCUCUGACUUUGUUCUGCGCGAUGGUCUACAUCUACAUUCAACCGUUUCCGCCAGCGAGCUCUCACAAAUUGCUCAUAUACUUGUUGAGCAGGUAUCACAGACAACUCUGAACAUCCCAGAUUUGCAAGUUGAUCAGUCGGCAGAGGGCCUUGAAGAGCACUUUGAUGUCAGUAUAGACCUGAGCGGUAUCAACACGUCGACCCAACCGGCAUCUGUGUCGCAGCUUGUCAAUCUUGAAGCUGACAGCACUGGCCCCAAGAGCCAGGGUAAAGUGGUGAAGCUUCCUCCAAGCCAGGUAUGUGUGCAGCGUGCAGACCAGCCGCUUGUAGCUGCGCCUUCUAUCUUGGAUUUCUGGGACACCCUGAAUCUGCAACCUGGAAAUGGUGCUAAGGCUGCAACCGCCUUCUGCGUACACCCGAAUGCUCGAAACAUAGCGGAUGGAUGCCUGAACCUCUUACAGCGGAUGACGGAUACUUACAAUAGCUGCUCACUCGGAUUGCACUCGACCGGACGGCUAUCUGGCGUCACAGAUGAUGGCUUAAUCGUUUGGGAUCGGAAAAGUACGAGCCGGAGCGAUCUCCAUCAGACUUGCCGGAAGGUUGGCAGCGCGCUUGCGACGGCUUCGAACAUCAAAGGCACUGCUAUCAUCUACAUGAUUAGUCAGGACAGAAGCGCCGCAUCCUAUCUCGAGGCAUGUCAGGCCUUUUGCAGCCUGUUCGAGUCGUUCAGGCAGGCGCUUGGGGACCGUGAGGAUGUCUUCGACAUUGCAUUGCAAGUCAUACCCCAAGACUUCGUCGCAAGCCCCGACACCUUGGUGAUACCUCCUCAAAGCGCCUACAUCAGAUUGGCAAUAGAGGUCUACAAUCGCCUGCCGCCGCCGGAUCUCACAGAACCACAGGCGGCCAGCGGGUCCGCCAUCGUGCUGGCAAAGGUAGACACCUCGGUCCACUUUCGACUUUCUCCGACAUUUACCUCGCCACUAUCUUAUAACGGACCGUGCUUGCACCUUGCAUAUUCCGCCAGUGUCGACGACAGAUGGAUUUGUGCGACCUGGACAGAUGAGCUCGGCCAAGUCGCGCUUAUGAUGUCGUAUUGUACUCGCGUAUGCAAUGCAUCGCACAAAAGACCGAAGUCAGAAAUCUUCAGAGAGAUGUGGGAAAUAUCGCACGACAUAAUGGGAAGAGUCCACAGCUCGUGGCGUUUGGCUGUCGUGAAGCAAGGCUACUAUGAAUCAGCUGACUUGCUGGACUGGAAGCAGAUCAUCGAUAAUCCCAGCAACUCACAAAGACAAUGUGUGGCGAUGCUGCUCUCUGUUCAACUACAUCCUGAAUUGAAGGUCUUUCCACCGCCCGCUCAAGCAAAGACAGGUCAGGUAGGCUUGCAAAACACGUACGGAACGCCCGCAUCGACACCCCAAGCCAGUAUCACGUCGCCUGAUCAGCUGAUUGCUGCCACUCCUACACCUGGUGGCAGCUCAAUUGUCAAUGCGCCCACCCCAUCAGAACCAGGAUUCGAUCCAAACAUUGAGAGCGAUCUCACACUAGUGGAUCCGACAGAGGAAAGCUGGGGCGUUAUUCUACCCUACGGAGUCAACCAAACGACAAGCAUGGUUGGGCUUCAACCGGCCUUGGUUACUGGGCUGCUUUUGAAGCGAAAAGGCUCUAAGAUCGAGGACGGAUGCACUGCGAUAGAAGUCAGUCUCAUCAGCAUAUCAGCGCCGACUACUGAAAGCUCUUCAGAGAAUCCAGAAGAAGUACUUGAAGACCUGUUGACGCAGUAUCGCGGACUUGUGACUCUGGCGGCGACGCGAGGCUGCAUUGAUCCGCUGAGAGAAAGUGUCCCGUGGCACAUUGCAACUUCAGUAAGAGGCUCGCGUGUGCUUGGAGACGUCUUGUAG